This is a messenger RNA of Heterobilharzia americana, 3402 nucleotides long. The record is from the annotation of a GenBank genome assembly. Lineage: Eukaryota; Metazoa; Platyhelminthes; Trematoda; Strigeidida; Schistosomatidae.
AUGGAACCUGUGAGCGAAAGCUCAGUCAAGAAAACUGUACGUAAAUGUAGUAUACCAGUGAAUCAUGAUGGAGCGGUUGUAGGGUUGGCUAGAAGAUCUACCCUUUUCCCAUUCACAACACCUCUCCCAGGUAUAUCAACAGCAGCAUUACAGUUGGAACAGCUUAUUGGACGAAAUAAAAAAUGGACGACUGCUGGCUGGAAAUUAAGCUCUGAGUCUGGUUUAGUGUUUCGUACGCAGCUGAAAGAUAAAGAAUAUGUUUACUUAAAUGCAGCAGAAUUUGGUGAGGUUGAAGUUGUUCGGGAUCUACUAGAAGAUAUGAAACUUGAUGUGAACUGUGUAGAUUAUAUGGGACGAAAUGCUCUACUCCUAGCGAUGAAAAAUGAAAAUAUUGAUCUAGUGGAACUACUAGUCAAUAGAUUAGAUUUUUAUGCUGUCGAAGAUGCAUUACUGAAUGCCAUCAGUCAAGAAAAGAACCACUUAGUAAAACUGAUAGUUGAUCACCCACAGUAUAUUAGAAUGGAAAAACAAAGUAAAAGUAAAGUGUCUGGACCGUCAAGUGGGACCAAUAAUCGUGGCAAAAGAUCACAGUUCUCUUCAGAUAUUUCACCUUUGAUGCUUGCAGCGCAUAUUAACAAUCAUGAAAUUAUUCAGCUGUUGUUGGAUAGAGGAUUGAAACUUGAAAUGCCUCAUGAUCGAGCAUGUUCAUGCUUGGAAUGUGAAACAAUUCGUGCUGAAGAUUCCCUUAUACUCGAACAACAGCGUCUUCACACUUAUCAAGCCUUAUCCAGUUCGGCUUAUUUAGCCCUGACAACUUCUGAUCCAGUAGCCACUGCGUUUACUUUGAGAAAUGAGCUUUAUCAACUAGCGUCGCAAGAGAAACAAUUCAAAGAGGAAUAUUCAGAGUUGGCCGUAAAGUGCAUGGACUUUGCAAUAAGUUGUGUCGAUCUCUGCCGUACAUCAGAUGAACUGCAUUGUUUGCUUGGUGGUACACUUAAUACAAAAUCACAUGAUCGAGGAAACCCGGUGAACACUAUAAAGAAUGCAAUUCAGUCGCAUGAGAAAAAAUUUGUUGCUCAUCCCAACUGUCAACAUCAAAUGGAGAAUCUGUUUUAUAGCUUGAUGUUUUGCAUUCGAGAUUUCGAAGGGAUACAAAGACUACAGUUCGUGAUUAUUUUCCUUUCAUUGUUGCCGUUUCUGUACAUUAUUUACCUGUUCUUUCCGCAUUUUAAAAUGCCGUUGCCACAAAGCUUGAUAUAUCGCGAUCGAAGUGUUACGAAAUAUAAAGUGACGGAGAUACUACGAUGUCCUGUGACAAAAUUUCUCGGUCAUAUGGUAUCUUACAUGACUUUUUUAAUUUUAAUUACUGUGGCCACAUUUCGUCUUGAUCGAACAGCAGUUAGUGAUGAAGACGACGACUGGGAGGUUAGAUAUACGGAGAUCUUGAGUUAUGAUUUUAGAACAUCGAAUCUGGUUAUGACCAAAAUCCAAAUAAUAUUGCUAUUUUGGAUACUAGGUCAACUUUGUAUGGAAUGUAAACAAGUUUAUCAUUAUGGAUUGCGUUACUUCUUCCACAGUUACUACAAUUUUAUGGAUUGGGUGUCAAUCGCUCUGUAUUUAGCUUCAUAUUCGCUAAGAAUUAUUGUAGAUUUCAAAGUUCAGGCAUCAAUGGGUAGAUAUGAAGAGCAGCUGAAAGUGGCCCAGUCAAUUUUGUUCAAUGCUACUUGUUCAGCUUCAAAAUUUUGUUCUGGUACUGAGACAACAACUCAUCAAGAUUACGUGAAUUAUAGAAAUAAAAUAUUGAUUCCGGAGUCAGCAUACUGGCUUAGAGGUUGUCGUCUUUGGUGGGCUCCAGAUGAUCCUGAGUACAUUUCAGAUUGCCUAAUAAGUUACCUUAUGCCUGCUUGGGAACUUCUUGGACCACUUCAAAUAUCUCUAGCUCGUAUGGUGUCGGAUAUUAUAAGGUUUAUGGCUUUGUUUACUGUGAUGGUAAUUGCAUUUGUCGUUGGUUUAACCAACCUCUACUGGUACUUUGCCAAUAUCAUUGUAUCUGUUGGUGCACAUGGUCAAUUAAUUCGUUAUGCUAGUGGAAUACCAUCUUUUAAAAGCACAGGUGCCACUUUUCAUACACUAUACUGGGCUUUAUUCGGGCAAUCAUCAACUAAUGUUACAACUAUUGAUGAAAACUUAGCAAGUAUGUAUCCUGGACAUGAACAUUUGGCAGUGGAUAGUAGCCCGUAUCUGGUGAAUAGUCUUGGAAGCAUUUUGUAUGCAAUUUAUAACGCUUGCAUGAUUAUAAUUUUACUGAAUAUGCUUAUCGCUAUGAUGAGCAAAUCAUUUGAUGAGAUACAGGGCGACCGGUUAGAAGAAUGGAAAUUCGCACGAGCAAGUUUGUGGUUGGUCUAUAUUGAUCAAGAAGGAGUGCUCCCAGUCCCACUUAAUCUGCUUCCAUCACGUGAGGCAUUAUCAUCUCUGAUAUCACGCUUUCAUGGAAUUAUACAGUGGAGGAAGCAACAUAUGGAUGUAAAAAAUCAUUGCGAUCUACACAGAAAUCAAAAUGUUCUAUCAUUCAGUCAAACUACUCCAACGAAAAUGCAUUCCAUCAAUUCACAUUUGAAUCCAGACAUUCGUAAGACACAAACAACAACAACUGUGAGUACCCUUCUGGAUGCUAAUUCGAUACACUCAAACGAUUGGACAUCUGAUAUUUCUGAAAGUGAAAAUGAGAUUGAGAAAGCGUUCAGUGAUUACAAGCUUUAUACUGACACUAUACGAGCAGAUGUAAUGCGUCGGUACUUGUUUAAACUUCAGAAGCAGAAAGAAGAGGAAUUCAAAUCUUCUGAUUUUUCGGUCAUGAAUAUCCAGCGGCAGCAAGUCCAAAAAAUGAUGGGCAGUGAACCAAAGCGAAAACAAGAGACAAGCCAUGAUAAAUUGGUACGGAAACUAAGCACAGACCAAGAUGUUGAAGAAAUUAAUGAGACUCCUUCAAAACCAGCUGCAGAGGACGAAAAUCGAUUGCGAGGUUUACGUAGUCUGUUAAUGCCGCCAUCUGUUCGAAGAAAAUUAGAAGCAGUCGCAUCAGUUAACCAUCCAGGGAACGAAUCAGAAAAGCGAGAAGCAGCUGAAGCAGCUGCACGAUUUUACUUACUUCAGACGACCAGAAAGGACGAAAAGACUAGUGAAACUAAAACGAAUCGAGGAAGCGUUAAGAGCCGUAACUCCUAUUGUAAUCAGCCUAAGGUUGAACCAUUCACAGCACGCACUGAAAGACCAAUCAAAGGCAUACACUUGAGAGAAUUGUAUGGAGUUGAGCAAGAAAUGCAUGAUAUGUCAGAGGCUCUUUCAUCCUAUUCAUUGUCAGAAGCAACUAUCUCAGAACUCAAUGAAUUAGAAACUUACUAG